AACUAAUUUAUAAUAAAGUCAAAUAUCUCCGUAUACUUGAUUUAGGCGUUAUAUAUAAAAAACUCUUCAUAUCUUUCAGAGAAGAAGAGGAAGAUAAGAAAGAAAUGAUGAAGAUGAAUAGUCAAGUGUUAAUCAUAAUCUUCACUCUAGUUUUGCUUCUAAGCAUGGCUUCGAGUGUUAUUUCAAGAGAAGAUGGUUUUACUCCUCCUAAACCAUCUCCCUCAUUCACGCAUGAGAGUAGGAAAGGCGAUGGAGAUGGAGUAGAGUGCAAGAGUUCAGACAGUGAUGAAGAAUGUCUUGUUAAGAAAACCGUAGCUGCUCACACCGAUUACAUCUAUACACAAGACGUGAACAUAUCUCCUUGAAACAAGAACAAUUGCUCUUUUGUUUUUCAUUAAGUACAAGCUAUAAGCAUAAGAAACUCUCCUUGACCAUGUGCUAUCAUGUUCUUUGUUCUUUUAUUCUAAUCGUCGUUUGAUUUCUGUCAAAGUCAAUGUAUUAUUUAUCCUACGUUAUUUAACUUGUAGGUGUUACUAGGUCAAGUUUAAUUGGG
Molecule: messenger RNA, 553 nt
Organism: Eruca vesicaria subsp. sativa (arugula)
Lineage: Eukaryota; Viridiplantae; Streptophyta; Magnoliopsida; Brassicales; Brassicaceae
Source: the annotation of a GenBank genome assembly